AUGGGGCCCCCGGGCAAUAGGGGAUCAUGGGGCCCCUGUGUCCUUGCCCAAACUCAAAAAAGCCUACGAAAAAGAAUGAACACAAAAUCUAAAUGAAUACCAAUAAAGUGCAACAAACUAAUAUCAAUAGGUCAUUAUAUGGUCAACAUAUGGACACACUUGUGUACACCAGGGGCGGACUGACUACUCAUGGGGCCCCCGGGCAAUAGGGGAUCAUGGAGCCCCUGUGUCCUUGGCCAAACUCAAAAAGCCUAUGAAAAAGGUACCAGGGGCAUCUCAUGGGGCCCCCUACUGAACCAGGGCCCUCGGACAGUGCCCAAGUUUCCAAAUGGUCAGUCCGCCCCU
Molecule: messenger RNA, 345 nt
Organism: Staurois parvus
Lineage: Eukaryota; Metazoa; Chordata; Amphibia; Anura; Ranidae
Source: the annotation of a GenBank genome assembly